CAUAACUGUAUUUGUGUCUGUGAAGUGAAGAGAGAGAACAGAUGGUCUGAUGAACUGUCACCUUAUAUAGGAAGAGCAAAAACCACAACCCCAUCCACAGUAGAAAGGGGAAUUACUGAAUGGGCAUGGGCUCCAGAAAUUACCUGAGAAACCUGUUCGUGGAAAAUUCCAGCUCAAAGGAGCCGCCGGGCCAAAGAGAUAAUUUUAUUUUUUGCUAUUUUUGUAUUCAAGUUGUAUGCUAUUCAAUCCCAAAGGUCAAAACACAGUCUCACGGGAAUUCGUGGCAUAGUCACAAUUUUUAAUCUCAUGUAUUUUAACACAAAGUAUCAAUAGAUCUAAAUUUCGUGCCCAUGUCACGAACUGCCGUGAGACCGCCCUGUGAAGAGAUGAUGCCAGAAAUACUGCUGCUAUUCUGGUUUUGAAGCACACAAAAUUGUGUUCAAGCAGUAUUGUGAAAAGCACUAUUUAAUUUAAUCUGUUGUUUUACAACAACUGUGACCGAAAAUACAUAUUUUCAAAGAAAACUUUGGUCUUAUCCAAAUGUGAUCUGCUUGCAUAGACAUUAUGGUUUUGACAUGUAUCCAGUGUAGUGUUAAGAUGUUGGUGUUGUCGUGAAAAAAAAUGUCAAGCUCAAAGUUCUAAACAUUCCACCAACCCACAGCAGCAAAUAGCGCUAUAAAAGGAUGUCAAGGGUAAAGAGCCAUGGUCAAACCAAAUCUGCAUCUUGUAGAGCCAUCUAACAAAGCAAACUGGUGACAAAAACACAAAACACGCUUGAAAUGGAAUCUUUACCAUGCCUUUUCAAGCCCACUCUGUACUGUAAAGUAAUAAAGAUACAGUAUCAGAGGUUCAAACUAUAGCACAACUGAUGCAUAGUUUGAGAAAACAGGAAGCACUAUAAAAAAAUUGUUAGAAAUGCUCUACAUUUGCUUGAGCGAUCAUCAGGUCAAAGAUGAGCACACACACUUACGCUCAACAACAUUAACACACACCAGCACAGCACAGUGUCAGGGGUCCCGUUAUGGAAUACAUUUGUUUGAUCAGAUAAUAAUGGUUCUACUUACAAAUGAAACAAAGUGAUAAUCUGGUCAGUUAUAAAAAUCAUAUCACGCACCAAACACAUUGGAAAAACAUCCUUUCUGGUUUUGAUAUCAGUUUGAGAAAUCUUGAGAAACAAGAGCAGUGACACUUAUUGUAUGGGUUAAUGCUCUAAAUCUGAAGAUACUAAACACCAUGGCAGACAAUGUUCUUGCAACUCCGUGUCGUGAUGGACUUUAAACAAGAACUGUCAUUUUUUAUAGCGACUGUCGUUUUUAUAGCAACACUUUAUCUGUCCACAUCAUUAAAAGUAUUACAACCCUAAAUUAUACAUUAACUUAAUUUCUGUGAACACAUCAUAUGAUGUGAACUUAAGCCCUGACACAAGCCUGUGGCCUUACUGUAUCUGUACACACAGACAGAGAUAGAUUGUAUACGUGCACCUGUGGAUAUUAAAGAGUAUAAAGAGGAGAAAGUUAGCAUAUGACCAUUAUUUAAAGGACUAUUUCACAUUACAGGAGAAAAGGUGAUGAUGACGAUGAAAUUGAUCAAGACUGUGUGUUUGGUUCUGUGGGCUUUGACAGUCCACUCCACUGCAAAUGAACUGAAGGAGCGUGCGCUUAGACUGAUGGCUGAAGCCCCACUAAUAGAUGGACACAAUGACCUGCCCUGGCAGCUGAGGAACACGUUUAAUAAUCAACUCAACGCAGUGGACCUGUACAUGCUCAACUCCACUCACACCAACAUCCCGAAAAUUAAAGAAGGACGCCUCUCAGCACAGUUUUGGGCCGCUUAUGUACCAUGUGACACGCAAUAUAACGAUGCAGUCAGACAGACCCUGGAACAGAUUGAUGUGAUCCACAGGAUGUGCCAGAAAUAUCCAGAUGUUUUCACAUUUGCUACCAGCAGUCAAGAUAUAGAGGAUACUUUUGCCCAGAAUAAGACAGCUUGUUUGAUUGGCGUUGAGGGCGGGCACUCAAUUGACAGCAGUCUGGCCACACUGCGCACCAUGUACCAGCUGGGCGUUCGAUACCUCACGCUUACACAUAGCUGCAACACACCCUGGGUGGACAACUGGCUGGUGGAUACAGGAUCCGAGCCUGCAGUGCAUAAUGGUUUGUCUGAUUUUGGCAAGCAAGUGAUCUUGGAAAUGAAUCGCAUUGGAAUGUUGGUUGAUCUGGCUCACGUGUCCGUGAAGGUGAUGAAGCAGGUUCUGGAGAUCUCCAAAGCCCCGGUUAUCUUCAGCCACUCCUCUGCCUACAGCAUCUGUCCUCACAAGAGAAACGUUCCUGAUGACGUUCUUCUGGAAGUGAAAAACAAGAAUGGCAUUGUCAUGAUCAAUUUUUAUAAUGAUUACGUCACCUGCCAAAGAACAGCUAACAUCUCUCACGUAGCUGAUCACUUUGACCAUAUCAAGAAAGUGGCCGGCUCUAGUAUCAUUGGAUUUGGAGGAGAUUAUGAUGGCGUGCCAAGAGUACCAGUUGGUCUGGAGGACGUGUCAAAGUAUCCUGACCUGGUGGCUGAACUUCUGAGGCGUGGCUGGACAGAUGAGGACAUCACAAAAGCUCUGGGGAGGAACCUGUUGAGGGUGUUCAAAGAGGUUGAGAGGGUCAGAGACAGCCUGAAGGAUCUUAAACCAGAUGAUAUACCCAUUCCUCUUAAGGAGGUCCAAAACCCCUGCAGGACGGAUUACGGUUAUCCAGAUAAAACUAAUUCAGCAUGUACACACUCUUUAUAUCCACUGGUAUUAGUUCUGACACUGCUAAACAAGUUAUUAUAA
Triplophysa rosa is the source of this 2818-nucleotide messenger RNA. RefSeq names its product dipeptidase 1 (gene dpep1). Lineage: Eukaryota; Metazoa; Chordata; Actinopteri; Cypriniformes; Nemacheilidae. The record is from RefSeq and is a predicted model, not a curated record. Bases 1568 to 2818 code for a protein of 416 amino acids. Gene Ontology annotation, biological process: proteolysis. The transcript is spliced from 10 exons. Gene Ontology annotation, molecular function: metallodipeptidase activity.